AUGGAUCCUUUAUUAAAAUAAUUAAAAAUAAAAAGUGGUUCUGUUAAAAGAUUAUAAAAAGAAUUUAUUUCAUAUUAAAACGAAGAAAAAAAAUCAAGAGAAAAAUUAGAAAUUAUGAAAACAUAAGGAUUAGAUGAAUAUGAAAUUAAAAAAUAUACUGAGUUUUUAGAAGAAACAUAAUCUGUAUUACCUGGUUGUAAAUAAAGAUUAUAAGAUUCAUUAAAUGAAAUUGUUUAAUGGAUGAAUGAAAAUGGUGAUAGUUUUGUUGUAAAAGACUCAGAAGAAAAAGCUUAAGCUUAAGACAUUAUUUAAUAAGCAAAUGAAUUUUUGGAAUAAUAAAAUAAUAUGGCUAAUUGA
Molecule: messenger RNA, 357 nt
Organism: Ichthyophthirius multifiliis
Lineage: Eukaryota; Ciliophora; Oligohymenophorea; Hymenostomatida
Product: tubulin-specific chaperone a, putative
Exons: 3
Biological process (GO): post-chaperonin tubulin folding pathway; tubulin complex assembly
Cellular component (GO): microtubule cytoskeleton; cytosol
Molecular function (GO): beta-tubulin binding
Source: RefSeq, a predicted model, not a curated record